GUAUAGGAGGUGGGAUGUCUGUUAAAUACCGCCCCAACUAUAGACCAUCUAUCAUUCGUUGUGUGCUUCUCCAUUAGAGCAAUUGACAGCCGAUCAACAUGAAGUUCAAGUGUCUUUCAUCAAUUAUUGUGCUUAUUGCUGCAGUUUUGGCUGAGAGUCGAGCUUGGUCGCAGGAUACUUCGGCCGAGACAGCAUCGGACAUCCUGUUUCAAGCAUACAACGAAUGUCUGCAAGAUGCGUCGUUCUCGUGUCUGCGCCCCAAGAUCGCCUCUUUCCUGCACAAGGCUCUUGCUCAGGGCAAGAUCAGGAUCACACGAGACCUGGCCAUCGUUCGCCGCGAGGGAGCUCCUCAAACAUUCACUGCCAAACAGGAUGAGAUUGCGGGAGACUCGAACAGUAUGAGAAUGUUGGAGGACGUGGAGGAGUUUGUGAGCACUCACGAUCUGCGCAUGCGCUUGCCUAGAGAAUUGGUGGGAGCUCAGCUGAGCAGCUUUGUGCCGGAGUUCCUCACAAACAGCAUCCCUGAGCAACUGACAAUGCCCCUCGCUCCUGCUGCCCCAGUUGCUCAAGAGAGAGGUUUCAUGAAAAAAGUAGUUCUGCCCUUCCUGAUUGGUCUGAAGUUCAAGGCAACCGCUCUGCUACCACUGGCCCUCGCCCUGAUUGCGCUGAAGACAUGGAAGGCGCUCACCCUCGGCCUGCUGUCCAUUGUGCUGUCGGGCGCCAUGGUCAUCUUCAAGUUCGCCAAACCCAAGAUUCACAACUUCCACGAGAUCAUCCACUACGCACACACGCCCAUCCACCACCCAGUCGUCGAACAUGCAAACUACGAGCACUUCCACGGCCAUGCCAAUGCCAGGUCGGCCGAUCUUGCCUACAGGGGGUAUGCGCCACAGGAAGAAUAAAUCUACUUCUCACAACUUUGACUGCUGACUGGGUUUAGACUACAUCGUAGUCUAAGAGAAUUUCUUUGGGUGUGAUCACAUUGACUGAGUUUGGGCUGCAUCUUACAACUUUGACAGCUGACUGAGUUCAGACGGGUUGAUAGAAUUGGCUAUAGUGAGGUCCACGUUAUAAUGGCAGUGGAUAAAUAUAGAAGAGCAGCGUUGCUUGUUCUCUGCCUUAAUUAAUAUUUCCAUAUUGUCAAAAACAUAUUUGUCAUCUUUAUGCAGCUAAAAAAGGAUAGAACCACCUAUUUUGUGGAAUGAUAGACAAGGAUAGCAACAUCAAAGUUGAUCAAAUACUGCCAUUAUAACGUGGACCGCACUAUAACUCGGAAUUCGCUGACUCGCCAUAUGAAUCAAUAUCAUGUGAUCAGAGCAGUUUUUAUUCAUAAGGCAGUUUAACAUGGAGUCAGCGAAUUUCGAGUUAGCCAAUUUUAUAAACCCGUUUAGACUACUAGGCUAUAUCCGUAGUUUACGAGAAUUCUUUAGGGUGUGAUCACAUUGAUCAUAUGUGGAAGUACAAGCUUGCAUGACCGAGCGUGCAGAUGAGAAACAAAAUCUGGGAAAAGUAAUGGGAACACUCACACUGAAAACUGCUAGUUGCGUUCAGUGUGAGCAGCUACAUGUAAGUCACAACGUGUUCCAAUGGCACUUUUCAAAUUUUGUUUUUCAGCUCAUGCAUGAUUCGAUGUGCACUUGCAAAUAUCCGCAUUCAAUGUGAUCACAUCCUUAUGCUGUCACUACAUCUCACAACUUUGAUUGAUGACUGAGUUUGAGCUACAUCCCACAAUUCUGACUGCUACCUGACUUGAUUUCAUUUGUACGUCAUGUGCAAUAAUUCUUUUACCUACUACGAAUUACUGUAAAUCAUGACAAUAAUUCAGAUAAAUCUAUUUUAAAUUCAAAUUCUACUAACACAAAUCUUCUUCCCUAUCGAACUUGACAGAAACAGGUGAUAUUAAACGCCCCUAACUAUCCCCACGGGUUUUUCUAUUCUAUUCUAAUUUGCGCUCUGCUCUGUCUUCUAUAUAUUUUUAUUUCCCUAUAUCUCUUUCAAACUCCUAUUUAUAUAAUCUUAACUACGAUUGAUUAUAUAUUUUGACAAAUACUCUUUGUCUUUUCCAAACUUAUUUUGACAAAUACUCUUUGUCUCUUCCAAACUUAUUUCCACUAUCUUCAGUUCUGUACCUAACAUUUCAAUUCAUGUAAUUUUUCACCACUCUCUUCAACUGUCUAUUUAUUCAACUUUUUUAUAGUUAUUUUAAUGGAGGUUCAAUAACUUGAAAAUAUGAAUGUGUGAAAUCAAUAAAUAAGUGUUUUAUCAAUUACUUCAGCCCUGCUUUUCUAAGAAUUUACGCUCUGCUAUUCAGAAAAAGUAUA
This is a messenger RNA of Nilaparvata lugens (brown planthopper), 2321 nucleotides long. RefSeq lists its product as uncharacterized. Lineage: Eukaryota; Metazoa; Arthropoda; Insecta; Hemiptera; Delphacidae. The transcript is spliced from 4 exons. The record is from RefSeq and is a predicted model, not a curated record. The coding region runs from base 99 to 902 and encodes 267 amino acids.